This is a messenger RNA of Cylicocyclus nassatus, 554 nucleotides long. Lineage: Eukaryota; Metazoa; Nematoda; Chromadorea; Rhabditida; Strongylidae. The record is from the annotation of a GenBank genome assembly.
AUGGCUCAAGCAUCCAACACUGCAGGCGGUGCGCCCGCUGCGAGUAACUCCGACGCGCCGGCUUCAGAGAAUAGAAGUAUCAUAAACACCCAAAGAAUGGUGUUUGGCAUGGGGAAAGAGGAGAUCGAAUAUACUCCCGAACAGAUGGACUGGACCAUGGAAGAAGGAAAACAGACGUUAUGGGUCAUGAAUCGAACUUUGAGUCAGAUAGCGUUCAAAGUCAAAUGUUCUAACAAUAAAGCAUUCUGGGUCAAUCCGGUGUUCGGCACUGUGGAAAGUGGAGGUGCGGCUGAAAUAGAAGUGCAUCGUAAUGGAAAUAAACCACUCAAAAACAACGACAAGAUCGUCGUAUGCACUGCUAAGUACAACACUGAGAAUGGGCCGUUAAACCGAUUCUUCAAAUUGCCGACCACAACUACAGAAGAGAAAGAAAUCCGUCAAAGAACCGUUGCGUUACCCAGUCAAGAUCAGCAACGUGCCACUGCGCCGGCACCCGUCGAUAACCAAAUGGAACUGAUGAGAUGCUAAACAGUCUCGCAUAAAACAUUUAUUUA